CCGAUCUCUAAAACCAACUUUGUUCUUCUGUGAAUAAACAAACAAACAAACAAACAUAUCUCCAUUUCUGAUCCUCUCUCUGGAUUUCUUUCUGUAGAAAUUCAAAUUAAAUGGUGACAUCACUGAAAAUGUUGUUGAAGGAUGAAUACACUGGUAGUUAUUUCAGAGAAGGAGUUGGAGGAUUUGGUGGGUUGUUGUUGUGGAGAUGGAAGAAUGAAAUGGAGGAAAAAGAGAAUAGAGAAAUGGAGGAUGCUGUUUUCUACUCUCUUUGUGUUUCUUAUGCUCUCAUUUCCAUCAUUGCCCUGGUGCAACUUUUCCGCAUUCAAAUGAGAGUACCUGAAUUUGGUUGGACAACACAAAAAGUUUUCCACUUGAUGAACUUUAUUGUUAAUGGAUUGCGCGCUGUCCUUUUCGGAUUCUACCAUCGCGUGUUUCUAGUGAAACCAAAAGUCCUGGAAAUGGCACUAUUGGAUCUUCCUAGUCUUCUUUUUUUCUCGACGUACACACUGCUGGUUUUAUUUUGGGCAGAGAUAUACCAUCAGGCGAGGAGCCUUCCUAUAGAUAAAUUGAGGCCUGCUUACUUGACAAUCAAUGGAAUUGUAUACUUGAUACAGAUAUGCAUUUGGUUUGCUGUCAAACUAUCUCGAAGUCCUGUCUCCAUAGAAAUUGCCAAGCUAUUUUUAUCAGCUAUUUCAUUCUUUGCUGCUCUGGGAUUCUUGUUAUAUGGCGGGAGGCUAUUUUACUUGUUGAGGCGCUUCCCAAUUGAAUCGAAAGGUCGUCGGAACAAAUUGAAUGAGGUUGGCUUUGUCACUGGGAUAUGUUGCACUUGUUUCUUGAUAAGGUGCAUUGUGGUAAUGGUUACUGCAUUCGACAAGGAUGUCAGCCUUGAUGUUCUCAACCAUCCUAUGCUAAACUUGUUCUAUUACUUGCUGGUAGAGAUUAUUCCAUCUGCACUGGUGCUUUUCAUUCUCCGCAAGUUACCUCCUAAGCGCGUCUCUGAUCAGUAUCAUCCCAUUAGUUAAGAUCGUGAUUGACAUUGGCUUUAGCUCAAAAUGACCGUUCUUAUUUUCACGCUGAUACACGAAGAGGAAAGUCUUUCGAAAGCACGGGGAUCUGGUUUGCCUGUUGAUUCUUCUCACUUCCUUCGAAGCCUCAACAAGUUGUUCCAUUUUCUCUCUUUCUGAUCACCAAGAAAUCGUCUUCUUGUAAAUCCUCUGUAACCUGUUUCUUUUCAUAUAAUGGAAUACAUGUUUAAGCCCAUGCUUCUACUGUACACAAACCUAACUUAUUACACUAGAUGAGACUGACCGAUUAGUACACGAUAGGUCAAAUGACGUAUCUACGGCCCAGUUGUGUA
Molecule: messenger RNA, 1357 nt
Organism: Papaver somniferum (opium poppy)
Lineage: Eukaryota; Viridiplantae; Streptophyta; Magnoliopsida; Ranunculales; Papaveraceae
Product: tobamovirus multiplication protein 1-like
Exons: 11
Coding region: 111-1022 (303 amino acids)
Source: RefSeq, a predicted model, not a curated record